CGGCAGAUUGUCGAGUAGAGAAAAUGGAAGACAAGCAGAAGCGGUUCUCUCUUUUUUUCUCAUUGAUCGUCUUCGUGGAGUUGUGCUUAUUUGCUUAGGAAAGCAAUUUAGUAAUCAUCACGUUCAUGUGAUGACGUGUCACGAUGAUAGGGAAGAAAAAACGAUGGGUGAAGAGAGGUGCGUGGUCCUUUCGUGUACAGUAUGGUUGUUAUAGUGCAAAAAAAUUGAUCGUGAGUUGAUUGAUUCUUUUAUUUUAUGUAGUACUAAUUAGUGUUAUUAAGUUUAUGGAUUGUUUUUGCCGUCUUGUAGACGAUGGGUAAUAUCCGCAGUCAAGUUAUAGAGGAAAUUCAAUCCGUGCCGACGAAGGUGCCGAUUGCGUGGAAGCGGAGACGACCGAUCGGUAAGAUCGGGGGUGGGCCGGCGAUCGGGAUAGAUCUGGGUACUACCAACUGCUGCGUGGCAGUUUGGAGAAAUGGCGGCGUAGAGAUUAUACGGAACGAGGAGGGGGGAACGAUCGUGCCGUCCUGCGUGGCUUUCCCGCCAUCUGGCGGCUGCCUCGUUGGCGGGAUUGCCCGGGAUCAAGCCCUCGAGAAUGUCGCGAAUACUCUGUUUCAUGUGAAGAGGUGGUUGGGGCGCAAGUACGACGACGUUAGCCGUAGCGCUUCGAUGUGUCUGUGGCCUUACCGAUUUGCUCGUGGACCGGACAGCGAUGGGGGUGAUGGGGAUGAGUGCGUGAUUGAGGUCGACCAGGAGGGCGGUGUGAAGCUUAGGCUGACACCGGAGAAGGUGUCCUCGUUGAUCUUGAUGAAGCUGAGGGAAAUGGCGGAAGAGUGCCUGGGUUGCCCCGUCAGCAACGCCGUAAUCGCAGUUCCCGCCAAUUUCAGCCAAUCGCAGAAGCAGGCGACUAAGAGGGCGGCGAUUUUGGCAGGCCUGAAUGUCACGAGAUUGAUGACGGAAUCGUCGGCGGCGGCGUUCACGUACGCCCUGCGGACGAACAAUGUCGCCAGUCUGUCGCCGGCGGAUCCGCUGAUGAGGACGCUGAACAGGAGGUGGAUCGGGAUCUCGACCGACAGCCUUUCGGACGCCGGCAGCAAUUGCUGCCGCCACGUGUUCGAUGGUAGAAGCGACGGCCAGUCGCAGAAGACGCUGAUGGUGGUCGAUUGGGGAGGCGGGACGUUCGACGUGUCCAUAUUGAGAGUGAGCGGGAUGGAGUUCCGGGUGAUCGCCACGGCGGGCGACUGCCAGCUGGGAGGACAGGACAUCGACGACGCAAUGGUGACGCAUUUUGCGCGGGAAAUCAGUCGCAAGCAUAAGUUAUCGAUUACGGACAACGCGCGCGCGCUGAGGCGGCUGAGAAUGAAAUGCGAGAAGCUGAAGCACAAGCUCUCUUCCAGCGAAUCGUAUUCGCUGAUCGCGGACGGAUUGUGCAAUGGUCACGACUUCACGAUGCAAAUGACACGAAGUCAGCUGGAAGAAAUGUGCAGGCCGAUCUUUCAGCGCUGCAUCGAUCUCGUACGACGCGCUCUGGAGGACGCGGAGGUCAGCAAAUCGGAGAUCGGAAAGCUGAUUUUGGCGGGAGGCUCAAUGCGGAUCCCGAAGAUUCAGAGAAUGUUGUCCGAUCUUUUUGGCGGGAAGCAAUUAUGCAAGGUCAUUCAUCCGGACGAGUGCAUCGCUUACGGCGCGGCAGUGCAGGCGGCAUUGCUGACCGGGGAGGCGAGCCUGAACGUUCUCGAUCUCGAAGUAGUGGAGACGGUGCCCGUUAGCAUAGGGUUUAGCGAUGUGCGCGGGAAUUUCGUACGGCUGAUCAAACGGAACACUCCAUUUCCUGCCAGAGUGAUUGAACCUAACUGUCGUACGCCGUUCGAUGGCCGUACGAUGGGCACGGUGUCUGUCUAUGAAGGAGAGAGGGUUAAGUGUGACGAAAACGUGUUUCUAGGCGAUGUAGUUCUGGACGGAUUGCGACCGGGACCACCGGGCAGCGGCAACGAGAAAGUGCCGCUGGAGAUCAUGUUCGAGAUCGAUGACGAUGGGAUCUUAACGGCUACGUUGAGUGACAAGUUGACAGGGAGGUAUGCGUGUCGAUCUUUCGGACGGAGAUGGGGUCGGUGCACGGACAGCGAGGGGAGGACGGCGGCGAAGAUAGCGUCCAACGUGGAGGAUGAGGAUGCAGCUGAUUUGACAAAGUCUACAGCCAGAUGGAGACUGACGGAGUAUGUGCAUCGAUUGAGGUGGAGGUUGAGUUUCGUGACGGAGCGCGCGACCAGAUCGAGAAUGAUGAAGAUCCUGGACGCCGAGGAGAGGUGGCUCUCCGAUAACGAGCGCAAGCUCUUUGAUGUUUGCGAGUAUCACUCUCAUGAUGAGACCGAGGGAGCACACUUUCGCCUAUCUGCGCUAGAAGAGGAAUGUUUUGGCGCGCUUUUGGAUGACUCGUUAAUGCUACUUGCAAUGUCGUCUCGAAGUCUCGUCGGGAUGGGACUCUCGGAAGAAUUAGAGGUGAAGUGGGGGAAGGGAGGCGGCGGGAGGGUGGGGAGGGGGAAGGUCGGGGAUUGACAAAAUCAUGAGGUGCUAGCCGUGCGAGACCUGAUGUUCGGUGGGUAGUGCCACGUGUGCGCGCGUUGGCGCGCGCGAUGCAGUGUGACACGUGUCGUUGUGACUGGCGGUCAUCCCCGUAGCUGGUGCAAGAGAAGAAGAGUGUUUAAAUAGUUGAGCUGUUGACGUCGUGACUCUCAUGGAUGCGUCCGUUUUCACAUUUCCUGAAAAGGAAAGUGUUCGAUGGAUCGCGAUCGCGGUGAUUGCAAGCGCCUUCCACAUCCGUCGUCGUGAUUGGUUGUUUCUCUGCUGCUGACGUGUCAAACAUCGAACAGAAGAUGGGAUACGAAGUGAUUUUGUGCGGUGGUCGGUGAGAAUAAACGACAAACGCAUAA
This is a messenger RNA of Chara braunii, 2924 nucleotides long. Lineage: Eukaryota; Viridiplantae; Streptophyta; Charophyceae; Charales; Characeae. The record is from the annotation of a GenBank genome assembly.